Molecule: messenger RNA, 312 nt
Organism: Choloepus didactylus (southern two-toed sloth)
Lineage: Eukaryota; Metazoa; Chordata; Mammalia; Pilosa; Megalonychidae
Product: histone H4
Exons: 1
Coding region: 1-312 (103 amino acids)
Biological process (GO): nucleosome assembly
Cellular component (GO): nucleosome
Molecular function (GO): DNA binding; structural constituent of chromatin; protein heterodimerization activity
Source: RefSeq, a predicted model, not a curated record
AUGUCUGGACGCGGCAAGGGUGGCAAAGGUUUGGGUAAAGGAGGCGCAAAACGCCACCGGAAGGUGCUGCGCGACAACAUCCAGGGCAUUACUAAACCUGCUAUUCGUCGCCUAGCCCGCCGUGGCGGUGUGAAACGCAUCUCCGGCCUCAUCUACGAGGAAACUCGCGGCGUACUUAAAGUUUUUCUGGAGAAUGUGAUUCGCGACGCAGUCACCUACACCGAACACGCCAAGCGAAAGACUGUUACCGCCAUGGAUGUCGUCUACGCUCUCAAACGUCAGGGCCGCACCCUCUACGGCUUCGGCGGUUAG